CUCUCUGACAGUGGAUUGAGGAGCUGCGCCGUAGUGUACCCGAGCCUGCUCUCGUCUUCGAAAUCGCAGUUUGCGAGCUCGCUUGCACUUCCUGGAACCAAUGCUUCGUCGAGGUUCUCUAUGUCGGCUGAGUGGAUGCCUGGGCAGCCAAGGCCACCUUACCUCGAUGGCUCUGCCCCAGGGGAUUUUGGUUUCGAUCCUCUUCGGCUUGGAGAAGUACCCGAGAACCUGGAGAGGUUUAAGGAGUCAGAGCUGGUCCACUGCAGAUGGGCAAUGCUUGCAGUGCCAGGGAUCCUGGUUCCAGAGGCUUUAGGCUUAGGAAACUGGGUACAGGCUCAAGAAUGGGCAGCAGUACCAGGAGGCCAAGCAACUUACUUGGGCAACCCAGUUCCAUGGGGCACUCUCCCUACAAUCCUCGUCAUCGAAUUCUUGGCCAUUGCCUUUGUUGAGCACCAACGUAGCAUGGAGAAGGACCCCGAGAAGAAGAAGUACCCUGGUGGUGCCUUUGACCCCUUAGGGUACUCCAAGGACCCCGAGAAGUUGAAGGAGUUGAAAGUCAAGGAAAUCAAGAAUGGUCGUCUUGCUUUGUUGGCCUUCGUGGGAUUUUGUGUGCAGCAAUCGGCCUACCCUGGAACUGGGCCACUCGAGAACCUGGCAACUCACUUGGCUGAUCCAUGGCACAACAACAUCGGCAACGUUGUGAUCCCAAGAUCCAUUUUGCCUUGAAGCGCCGAUAUUUGUAUCACACUGCAAAACUAUGAGCAAUCAUGUGUACAACUCAUCUCUGUAUCGUGCUAAUGUAUAAUUUGAAUAUUACAUUUGAUGAUCAUGACCUAGCCUCUUUCAUAAAUGUGCAUGAAGUUUCCGUCAUCAUCUAAAUAAUGUUAUCUGAUU
Asparagus officinalis (garden asparagus) is the source of this 894-nucleotide messenger RNA. Its product is annotated as chlorophyll a-b binding protein 6, chloroplastic. Bases 121 to 726 code for a protein of 201 amino acids. Gene Ontology annotation, cellular component: membrane. The transcript is spliced from 4 exons. The record is from RefSeq and is a predicted model, not a curated record. Gene Ontology annotation, biological process: response to light stimulus; photosynthesis, light harvesting in photosystem I. Lineage: Eukaryota; Viridiplantae; Streptophyta; Magnoliopsida; Asparagales; Asparagaceae.